This is a messenger RNA of Aureobasidium uvarum, 2325 nucleotides long. The record is from the annotation of a GenBank genome assembly. Lineage: Eukaryota; Fungi; Ascomycota; Dothideomycetes; Dothideales; Saccotheciaceae.
AUGCUCCGCAACCGUCCAUCAAGAGUUCCUCUUGGUAUGGCUGAUGUCAAUCAGAUGCAACAACGCCCCAGGCUCAAACAGGCCUCGCACCCUCUAGUUGCACAAACUGACCGGGCUGGUGUCCAUGACCAACAACAAAACAUCCGCAUUGCGCCACAGCCCCACUACAACCUCCGUGAAGGCCCUCAAAGAUCCAGAGAUGCGAGCGUCAUUCGGCUUGAUCCAAAUCGCCAUGUUCCGCAGUUUGCCGUCUACGAAUCAAAUGACUCUGCCGAAGAUAGUGACUCUGAUGAGACUGCCUCUGCCACCUUCGAGUCCGUUGCUCGUCUUGUACAUAUAGCAGAGGUCAGCCCCACCAUCACUCAAGUCUCUGGCUACGGUCCCCCUGCCCUCGUGCAUCUUCCUUCCGAGAGACCGCGAAUACAUGACAGUCAUCAUUCUGGACUCAUCAACGGUCAGCAUCAGCAUCUGAGCACUUCUCUUGCACCUAUUAGAUAUCGCUACAACGGCCAUUCGGCAUCAGGUCCUGUGACACGCUCUGGCUAUUCAUAUCAGCUUUCUCGCCAAGCUACCAACCACUCAUACUACCGGAACAGCGAUCCGAGGAUAGCGAAUCUCUCUCAAAGAGGCCAGAAUCCUAACGCUGUUUCGUUCUCUCCCCGUGUCCAUUUUGAAUCCGCUCUUCAAGAACUUUCUCCCCACCACAGGUCCAACGUGGCCUUGGUCAACCGACGAGGAGGAACACUCAGAGCCAGACCGUCUUCGUCUCGUAUCUCUCACAUCAGUCGUGGUGAGAUGAACUACCAAACAAGACCUAGGCCUAUGCCGCGCCCUAGAGGGUCUCUGAUGCCUAGAAGACCAUCAGCCCGAGGCGCUCGCCAUACUGGCGGACAUCUCAGGCCACCAGCUGCAUCGUCAAUAGACACGGUCAUGGAUCGUUAUCCAAUCUUUCCCUCAAUGUUAUCCCAGUCUGACCCUCCAAGACCGGACCAUCUGUUCCUUCCGCGUUCCGAGAGCAUACCUCAGGGAAGAGGCAUUCUCACACCACCUGCGGAGCUCAGUACCACACGAAUGCCAUAUCCUCGAUCACGGUUCUCUUCGACGACGGCAUCUCAUACCUCGGUCCAAUCCCGAGCUUCGAGUAACAGCCUGUCAGCCACGAACACGGUUUUUGGCCUGGAUGAGGUCUCGAGAUAUGGCUCUUACAGUUCCGGAACUCGGGAUGAGCAACAGGCCCCUCAUAUGGGCAGUGUACGUUCUUCUCGUGUCGGAAGCUGGACUUCUCUGCUCCAAGGAAAUGAUGGGCAUCGAAGCAGUGGCCUUCCCCCAACGCAGUCGCCACUGGACCGUCUAACCCAGGAGUUGCAGCGUUUGUCCACAGGGUUGUCAACAAGAUCACAAUCUUCAUCUGAGUGUACCUCUCGUGUGACGUCUACAGAUGGACACUUGCUGAGCGGCGACGCUCUCUACUCCGACCCUGACGUUGAGGUUCAAGAGAGUGAGUUCGAAAAGUACGACCGUCCCAGACACCGCAAUUCGAGGCAGGUGGACGGGUAUAAUAGGGACAGGCCGUCGAGCCGUCAGCCUCAACUCGACCUCGGCAUGACAGCACGAAUUUUAGAUGUGGAGGUUGAUUGUGAGAGCGCAACAAUCAGACCACUCUCGGUGUCGCCCUCCUCUCAAUCUGUAAGCUCGACUCCUGGGAUUGACGCUUCUCUGGUGGGCAGCUCACCGCCUGGGGACUUGCCUGGUCUACCUCCAACCACACCGGGUCGACAACUGGUGCGGUCUGCGCGAACUCCCUACACACCUUGUGUCGGUCACAAACCACAGGCGACUCCAAGAGUCAGGGUCUAUGACGAUUGCCAGCCAGCCAGCAUGCAGCCGCAAACACCCGCAGACCUCAAUCAUCGUUUCAGAAAACGAGUGGCUAAUAGUCCUGACAUCUCUGCCACUGGUCAAACUCCGCUUCCCUCUACAACAGCUCCACCCGUGGAACAAUUACCUGUAAUUCCCGCUCGUAACACUCACCGCAAUACAUAUCCCUCCUUCCAGCAAGCAAAUGCACAGCCACAUUUGACCAACUCGCAACCAUCGAGUCCCUACUCUCCUAACUUCGAUCUGAGGACUGCUGCGGCUAUUACUGCGGUUGAAAGACGACGAACAGCUCGAGCAUUUUCCCAAGAAAAUGUGAUCGACCCGAGUACCAAUGGUAUGGAGACUGAGAGGGAGGCCAUGUGGAGACGCAGAGAUGAAGAUGGCACGAACAUCAUGGAUGACACACCCCCAAGACAGGGUAGGUACGAACGACUCAUCUCGCAGUGA